Procambarus clarkii (red swamp crayfish) is the source of this 2679-nucleotide messenger RNA. Its product is annotated as ras-related protein Rab-33B. The record is from RefSeq and is a predicted model, not a curated record. Lineage: Eukaryota; Metazoa; Arthropoda; Malacostraca; Decapoda; Cambaridae. Gene Ontology annotation, molecular function: GTP binding; GTPase activity. Gene Ontology annotation, biological process: Rab protein signal transduction.
GGUUGAAUGCGCCUCACACCAGCUGAUGGUGAACGUCAACACUGGAGGAGGCGAGGCUGACUGUACCAGGCCAAGGUGCGUCAUUAUUUCCCUUCUCUCACCACACCUGCAGCCCAUACUAGGCAUUAUACCAGCUGGGUUCAUGGACCAUUUCGCGUUUUGUCAGGGAUAGAAAUAUAAAAUGAAUGGCAGUAGCACACAAACUUUUGCACAGAGCGGUGCGCUAUUAAGAGACAGAAGACAGAAAACCUUCAAAAUCAUCGUCAUAGGUGACAGCAGUGUAGGAAAGACAUGUCUGACGUUUAGAUUUUGUGGGGGUCGCUUUCCUGAAAGAACUGAAGCCACAAUAGGAGUUGAUUUCAGGGAGAAAAAGGUUAUAAUUGACCAUGAAGAGAUUGUGUUGCAGCUGUGGGAUACUGCUGGACAGGAGAGAUUUAGGCGGUCAAUGGUUCAACACUACUACCGUAAUGUCAACGCUGUUGUCUUUGUAUAUGAUGUCACCAGAAUGUCUUCGUUUCAGUCUCUGCCCUCAUGGAUUGAAGAGUGUAAUCAGCACAGCCUGAGUUACAACAUACCAAGAAUUCUGGUUGGAAACAAGUGUGACUGUAAAGAUCAAUUUGCUGUUCCAACUAAUGUAGCACAGAGGUUUGCUGACCACCACAGUAUGCCGCUUUUUGAAACGUCGGCUAAGGAUGACAGCGACUGUUAUCAUAUAGAUGCCAUCUUCAUGACACUUGCUCACAAACUGAAAGCUUCCAAACCAAUGAUGCCCAUCAGUCCCACUCAGUUCCCUGUGGAAGACAUCCACAGAGCACAAGUUACGUCUAUUGGUAGAGAGCGUAAUGGUGUUGCAGUUAAUGAUUCUAGUUCAUGCUUUUGUUGAUAUACUGCAUAUUACUCUUAAUUAUUUGAACUUGGUUCACUCAUCAGAAGUGUUAAUACUUUUGUUUAAGUAGAAAUUUGUACUCUUCCCAUGUUACUCAGUACUAAACAUGGAUAAUUUUUUUUUAUGAUGAAUUGGCUCAUGGACAGUUGAAGUACAAUUAUAUGUAAUUAAAUUUAUACACCAGUUUUGUUGUGUGUAAUGUUCCGUGAUCUAAAGAUGAUAAUUUAUGUAACAAUGUUUUAUUCACUAGGAUCAUCGGAUUCUAACUCGGGCCAGAAAAAUUAGAGAUCCUAGGGAAUGAAAUGUUAUUGCCCAUGAUUGUGUGAAUUGCAUGUUAUUUGUAUGGGUUUUGUCUAGGUUACAUACAGUGAGUUCCUGCUUAUUUGCUUUGGGUAUUGGUAGUCAUAGGACCAUUUUAAGUUAAUGGUAAGAUGGGGCUGUAAGGGUAAGAGCUUAAAUAGGAUUUUAAAAGUCAUAAUGUGUGUGUGUUUUUGUACUUGACAUUUUCUUGUUUCUCGUUACAAGGAAAUAGCAAAUGUUAAUUUUGUGAUAAACUAACAAAUGUCAUUACUAAGUAAUGACUGGCAAGAUGAUGGAAAAAAAAAAAGUGUAGCACAGUGAAUCUUUAUUGAUCAGUGUUUAGGCAAUGAAUUUGUUUGAGUCGUCAAUGAAUUCUCUUGAAUCAUUGGGAAGUAAAUGCUUGCAUUAAGUUUCUAUACUUGCCUAUUUAGAAUCAAUCUACCAAAAAAAACUUGUUUUAAUUACAGUACCAGAUUAGCCCAGUGGAUAUUGUCAGAAGUAAAAAAUUUGUAUCUCAUAUUGGUUGACUUAAUGGUAAUUUUUUUUUUAAUUUCCAGAUGGAUAAGUAUAUAGGCUUAUUACAUAAUAAAGACCAGAUAUGUGGCUAGUGUUUCCCCAAUUAUUGUAAUAAGAGGGUUACACAAGGCAUAUCGUCAUUGCCAGGACUAGAAUAGUAUUACACAUUUUAUUAAGGCUAUAUUAUUUUUGGUAACUUAUAAUUGGUAAAAUGACAUCUGCCAACGCCUUAAUUCAAACAGUUUACUUGCUGUGAUUGCCAGUCCUCACACAGAUUCCGUAAAGUGUGGAUUUAUCAUUUUUACAUUUAGUAUUUGACUGGCGUUUUAUAGUCCAUCAUUACACGAUAGCUUUAAAGCCCGAAUCUGAGGAAGUGUCUCUUAUCAUUCCCAUAUUUUUAUAUACCGGUAAUGAAUUUUAUGUUUGUACAUAUUGUCCUCUCUUCCAUAUAUAAUUGUAAUAUAUUCUGCAUUGUGUGAACAAUGUACAUUUACUUUGUAGAUUGUAAUUGAUAUAUUACUUGCAUGAGUUUAUAACAAAUGUGUUCGAGGUGUCCUGUAAAAAGUUGAAGUACCGUACCUAUAACAGCUGCGGACGCAAGUACAGAAUCUAAACUUAUGGCUUAAAUAAUCUUGUACCAAGAAUUUCGUAAAGAACCCCAAGAAAGAAGUUGACAAACACAAAUGUCCAAGAAAAGAUGUAUAUAUUAGGGCUGGGACAAGUUAGAUCUAACUUGUCCCAGCCCUAAUAUACAUCUUUUCUUGGACAUUUGUUAGUCAACUACUUUCUUGGUACAACAAGAUUAUUUAGGCCAUAAAUUCAGAUUAACUGUGGACUCAAGUCCACAGCUGUUAUAGGUAUGGUACUUCAACUUUUUACAAGACGGAUUCACUUAAUGUCACCACCUUGAACAUAUGUUAGAAAUUCUUGCAACUUAAGAGACGGGGAAGUAAUGAAAAUAAAGAAUUUAAAUAAGA